UGCCACGGCGUGUCAGUUCCUCCCACUUCCACGUCUACUCUCAAUUGCGUCGGAGCCGCUCCUUCCAUCAAAACCCUCCUCUCCCACCUUCCUGCAUUACCACUGCUAUUCUCAUUCAAACAACAACCACAACAACAACUACAACGAAACACUGCUCCUACUCUCCAUUUUCUACUACUCCCUGCAACUACAAUGACAAAGAUACACGUGUACGUCUUGGAAGCGAGGGACCUACCUCCAUCCGACGGUGGGCGUACUGAUUCCUACGUGAAGCUUCGGUUGGGAAAGUACGAGGCAAGGACUAGGGUCGUCAGGAAGACAUCCAAUCCCAUUUGGAAUGAGGAAUUCAUUUUCAGAGUCGACGAUCAAGAUGAUCUUAUCGUCAUAUCUGUCUACAUCGACGGUCCGGAUCAUCACCAUCAUCAUCUUGAUGGACGGUUCUUCAAUGGGAGGGCGUCCUGUUUCGUUGGUCAGGUUCGGAUUCCCAUCUCGACGGUGCUUGCAGAAGAGAAGCAGAUGGUUCCGCCCACCUGGUUUUCUCUCUGUCCGAAGCAUGGAAAAUCCAACAAGACCAACAAGGACACUGGGAAGAUUUUUCUUACCAUGUCCUUAUAUGGGAGAAAUAAUGAUGAUGGUAUCAUCCAUUGUUCUCCUACUUGCGUGAGACUCACUGACAAUGUCAACUCAGAAGAAAUGGAAAACCCAAAAGAAGCAUCUCAUGAAAUUCUGAGUCACACAACUCCUGAUGCAAAGAUGAACUUGGAAAAAUCAGCACCUGUCCCACAGGAAAAACAGUCAGUGCAGGCACUUGCGGGCCGUUUAAUGCAGAAACUUCUUACUAAGAAUGGGGAAUCCUACACAAGUGUUUCGAGUAAUCAUGAUUCAUCUGAGUUUGGCAAUACACUCUCUGAUUGUGGGAAUAACACAAGUGAACCUUCUGCUAGCUGCACCUUUGAAGAAGCCAUGGAAAGAAUGCGGUCAGAAGAUGAAGAGCAUGAUGAGAUGCCAGAAGAUCUACAAGGGGGUAUCCUUGUUGAUCAGACAUAUAUGAUUUCAUCCAAAGAUUUGAACACAUUUCUUUUUGCACCCAAUUCACAGUUCAGGAAAGAUCUGGCACAAGUGCAGGGAACCAUGGACAUGCAAGAAGGUUCAUGGACAUGGGAAUGCGGCGAGAUUUUACGUUUAAGAAGAGUUGUUACCUACACAAAGGCUGCAACAAAGUUAGUGAAGGCUGUGAAAGCUGUGGAGGAGCAAUCCUAUCUAAAAGCAGAUGGGAAGGAGUUUGCAGUCUUGAUGAGUGUGAGCACACCUGAUGUCCCAUAUGGCAACUGUUUCAAGAUCGAGCUGCUCUACAAGAUAAUGCCUGGGCCAGAAUUGUCUUCAGGAGAAGAGUCCUCCCGUCUCAUAAUAUCUUGGAACAUAAACUUCUUUCAGAGCACGGUUAUGAAAGGAAUGAUUGAAGGAGGGGCUCGGCAGGGACUCAAGGAAAGCUAUGAACAAUUUGCUAACUUGUUAGCUCAGAAUAUUAAACCAGUGGAUCCUGCAGAGCUCCUGUUUGAUAAGAAGCAGGCACUGGCAUCAUUGCAAAUGGAGCACCAGUCAGACUGGGAAUUGGCAGUGGAGUACUUUUGGAAUGUGACUGUGGUUUCUACCAUUUUCAUGGGCUUGUAUGUUCUAGUGCACAUUCUCCUAUCAGGUCCUAGCACACGUCAGGGGCUGGAAUUUAAUGGUCUUGAUUUGCCUGACACCCUUGGGGAGUUGGUCUCCUGUGGAAUUUUGGUUCUUCAAGGACAAUGCAUAUUUAAUAUGAUUUCUCAUUUUCUACAGGCUAGACUGCAAAGAGGUAGUGAUCAUGGAGUCAAAGCACAAGGUGAUGGAUGGUUACUUACAGUGGCUUUAAUUGAAGGAGAGAAUUUUGCGUCUGUAGAUUCAGAUGGGCUUUCAGACCCUUAUGUGGUUUUCACAUGCAAUGGCAAAACUAGAACAAGCUCUGUCAAGCUUCAAACUCGCAAUCCUCAAUGGAAUGAAAUACUGGAGUUUGAUGCAAUGGAAGAGCCGCCAUCUGUCUUGGAUGUGGAAGCUUUUGAUUUUGAUGGUCCAUUUUAUCAGGCUGGCUCUCUUGGGCAUGCUGAGAUCAAUUUUCUAAAACACACAUCUGCAGAACUGGCAGAUAUAUGGGUUCCCCUUGAAGGCAAACUGGCACAAGUAUCUCAGACGAAGCUGCACUUACGAAUUUUCCUAGACAAUAGUAAAGGAGCUGAAACUAUUAGAGAGUACUUAAUGAAGAUGGAGAAGGAAGUUGGAAAGAAGCUAAACCUUCAGUCGCCUCAGAGGAAUUUGACGUUUCAGAAGCUGUUUGGGUUGCCACCAGACGAAUUUCUCAUCAAUGAUUUUUCAUGCUACUUGAAGCGCAAGUUACCUUUGCAGGGCCGGCUUUUCCUCUCUGCAAGAAUAAUUGGUUUCUAUGCUAAUUUAUUUUGGCAUAAAACCAAAUUCUUUUUUCUGUGGGAGGACAUUGAAGAUAUUCAAGUGAUUCCUCCAUCCCUUGCGUCAGUGGGUAGUCCAUCACUCAUCAUUAUUCUUCGCGAGGGCCGUGGAUUUGAUGCUAGGCAUGGUGCCAAGACUCAAGAUGAACAAGGCAGGCUGAGAUUUCACUUUCAGUCAUUUGGGUCAUUCAGUGUAGCCAGCAGGACGAUCAUGGCCUUAUGGCGAACAAGAACCCUGACCCCUGACCAGAAGGCGCCAAUAACUGAUGAUCAACAGGAUCAGGAUGAACAGAUUGAAGAUACUGGAUCCUUUCCGGGCAUUGAAGAUUCAAAAAUGUCCAAGGUUUACUCUGCUCAACUUCCUGUUAGUAUGAACUCAUUGAUGGAAAUUUUUGAUGGAGGUCCCUUUGACCGGAAAAUAAUGGGAAAAGUUGGUUGUCUUAACUAUAAUGUAACACCAUGGGAAGCUGUAAGUCCUGAUGUAUAUGAACGGCACAUCUCUUACAAGUUCUACCGUUACAUCUCAAUUUUUGGAGGAGAUGUAACAAGCACGCAGAAAAAGGCUCCUCUAACAGAUGGCAAUGGGUGGAUUGUAGAUGAGGUCAUGACUCUCCAUGAUGUCCCUUUUGGCGACCAUUUUCGUGUCCAUUUGAGGUAUCAGAUUGAGGCCGCCCAUGAUUCUGUCCCUCAAGUAUGCCAGUGCCAAGUUUAUGUAGGAAUUGUAUGGCUGAAAAGCACUAAGUUCCAGAAAAGGAUCACUAGGAACAUAUCCGACAAGUUCACACAUCAUUUGAAGGAAAUAUUCGAACUGUCAGAAAGGGAAAUUCUUUUGGCGAACCCAAGAGGUAAUGCCAUUUGAAGAAUGCAUGGAUAUGGGUUUCAAUGCUUAGUGAUUAUAAGUUUAUAACUGUGUUUGAUGGAUAAAAAGGAGCUUUGUAGCGUUUUCCCACAGCAUCAGUUGAGACCUUUCUUUCUCCACUGGUUAUCUCAAAUCCAACUAAUUCUGUUUCUCAGUGCUCUGCAGGAAGGUGAUGAUGGAAAUUAUUAUGUAUUGACUAAAAUAGCUGCUGUUUUCUUCUUGUAAUUUUGUGCAGGUCCCUCCUGUGAUCAAGGAUGAUUCAGACGUGCAGAUGUGUAGAUAAAAUGAUGUUAUCAUUGCCAAACAAAGAAUGGGGGUGAGUGAUUUUCAAUCCCUUGAUACAGAACAGCGAAAAUGGUGAGUUAAGUUAUUAAUGACUCAAUCCAAAGCCGAUGGCUCUUGGAAAUUAACAAUUACAAGUGUUUUCGUAACUUUGUAUAUGGAACCUAUUAGAUGAUAUUGGAACUAAAACAGCUUCUUCCUCGGCAAUUGAACGACGUGAUAAAUCAAAAUCAUCAUUAUCCUACAAUA
Molecule: messenger RNA, 3876 nt
Organism: Magnolia sinica
Lineage: Eukaryota; Viridiplantae; Streptophyta; Magnoliopsida; Magnoliales; Magnoliaceae
Product: C2 and GRAM domain-containing protein At5g50170-like
Exons: 9
Coding region: 193-3345 (1050 amino acids)
Source: RefSeq, a predicted model, not a curated record